Carassius auratus (goldfish) is the source of this 1085-nucleotide messenger RNA. Its product is annotated as biorientation of chromosomes in cell division protein 1-like 1. The coding region runs from base 135 to 1070 and encodes 311 amino acids. Lineage: Eukaryota; Metazoa; Chordata; Actinopteri; Cypriniformes; Cyprinidae. The transcript is spliced from 5 exons. The record is from RefSeq and is a predicted model, not a curated record.
UGCGCGCGGUGUAAACUUCCGCCUGGGUGUUUAUUCUGUGACGCGGCGGCGGUUCGGUUCGGCUCGGCUCGGCUCGGCUCGGCUCGGUUCGGCUCGGUUCGUCCCGGAGGUUCUGCCGGUGUUUGUGUUCCGCGAUGUCGGCGCUUCACCCCGGAGACCCGCAGCUGGUGUCGAUGAUCGUCAGUCACCUGAAGACCGAGGGUCUGUUCGAUCAGUUCCGCAGAGACUGUCUGGCAGACGUGGACACAAAGCCGGCGUAUUUGCACCUUCGACAGCGAGUGGAUAACUUCGUGUCCAAUCAUCUGGCAAACCACACAUGGAGCCCACAGCUGAACAAGAACCAGCUGAGAAACAGCAUCCGACAGCUGGUCCUGCAGUCAGGGAUGCUGGAGCAGGGAGUGGACCGGAUCGUGGCUCAGGUCGUCGAUCCAAAGGUCCAUCACUCCUUUCGGCCGCAGGUGGAGCGCGUCGUCCGGAAGUUUCUGUCUCCAAACAGCCACGUGGAAGAGGAUGAGAUUCCUCCUGUAGCUCCGCCCCUUCCUGUGGAAAACCAGGAAGUCGAACUGCUGACCGCAGACAUCGGAAAUGAUCCCGCUCCGGCUGGGUGCUCCGGCGCUGAUGAUGUCCAGAUCCCGGAGACCAGCGGCACUGACCCGAGCCUCGAGCACAGAGACGAGGAGAUGGACAUCAGCCUCCCCGAGGAGACGGAGGAGCAGCCGGAGGAACCACAGCCUGGGAAACAGGAAGAGGAAGAGGAGGAGACGGAGGAGGUGAAGGACGAGGGAGACGCCGGGAACAGCAGUAAAUCCUCAGGGAAGAUCCGAGAGGAGAACCGCACAGACACAGACUCCCAGAAACCCUCCAGCGUCAAACAGAAGACCAGAGAGAGACUCAGAGAAGAGUACUCUCUGGAGGACUCUGAUCUGGACGGUCUCAGUGACAUCACGGUGAGUUCGGUCCACACCAGCGAUCUGUCCUCGUUCGAGGGAGACAGCGAUGAGGACGAGCCUCUGUCGGAGUCCACCGAGGAGGGAGAGAUCAGCUCGGGGGGUGAGAAGCGCAUCACGUGAUCAGUGUGUGUGUGU